GAAUCUGCACGGAAAUGUCUGCUUUUGGAUUCUAAAGUUUAUUCAGCUAACUAGCUAACUUUAUUCUUAACUCCGUAUUCCGCAUUCCGCAUACUGUGCUUUUUCAUUCUUAUUAUUGGUGUAUUCCUAUUGUAGGCUGAGAAAAUUUACUGUUACUUAUGAUUCUGCAUUCGUUAAACGUUAUCCACUUUGGAGCGAAGUGGUAGUACAUAAACAUUUGAUGUUUUGUGAAUGUUCUGUUAGAUUAGAAGAAAAAUUGUCUACAUUUACUACAAAGCUACCUGCAAAAUACUACUCCUGCAAUUCUAUCCAUAUGUAUGCUUAAAUGGUACAUCACCAACAGCAAAAUAAAGGUAAACAACAACAGUCGGGAAGUAAAAUGAAUGGGGAUAGUAGGAUGAGUCGUUCGUCAUCCACCGAUAGCAAUGGUUUCCCGGUGAAAGAUGCCGAUACCAUCAAGCUCUUCGUUGGACAAAUUCCACGUAAUUUGGAAGAAAAAGAUUUACGGCAUUUGUUUGAAACUUUCGGCAAAAUCUAUGAAUUUACAAUUCUGAAAGAUAAAUACACGGGUUUACACAAAGGUUGUGCAUUUUUAACGUACUGCCAUCGCGACAGUGCCGUAAGAUGUCAAGCUGCUUUACACGACCAGAAAACACUUCCAGGAAUGAAUCGCGCGAUGCAGGUAAAACCGGCAGAUAAUGAGAGUCGUCCUGAUUCACCAAAAAAUGUUGAAGAGCGAAAGCUUUUUGUCGGUAUGCUUUCCAAGCAACACAACGAAGACGAUGUCCGCGCCCUAUUUGCCCCCUUUGGCGUCAUUGAUGAGGUGACUGUACUUCGUGGUGCCGAUGGUCUGUCAAAAGGAUGCGCAUUCGUCAAAUUCGCGACACAUUCACAAGCUGCUAUGGCAAUAAACGCUCUUCAUGGUAGCCAAACGAUGCCAGGUGCUUCGUCAUCGCUGGUCGUCAAAUUCGCUGAUACAGAAAAGGAGCGACAAUUACGUCGAAUGCAACAAAUGGCUGCCCAAAUGGGUCUACUAAAUCCGGUGCUUGUUAAUCAAGCCGGCGUUUACAAUACGGCAUAUCAACAGCUGCUGCAACAGCAAGCUACUCUUGUAGCAGCGCAAACGGCGGCAGCUGCUUAUUUCCCGGUCGCUAUGGCACCGCAGACAGCGCUAACAGCAGCAGGAUUGGCUGGAACAACAAAUCCGGCAACAUUCCUGACACAACACCCCUUGCAACCAAUUUCAGCACUUCCGUUACAACAAGCGCAUUCUGUUCAAGCAAUUUCCGCAUUAUCACAACCUUACGCACCUGUUGAUUAUGCCGCAACUGCAGCUGCAAGCGUUACACAAUAUGCACCUUCAAGUACUGCAGCAGCAGUAGCUGUUGAUUCGACGGCAUAUACACUGCCAGCUAGCGGAACAUUACCUGCCGGAACAAUACCCGCGGUAACUCUGCCUUCAGUUUAUAAUCCUCUGGUCAAUCUUGAACAGCAAGCAAAUCCAUACAAUCAAGCCUUACAACAAGCAAUUGCCCUUCAGCAAGCAGCUAUUCUUUUUCCAGGCGCACAAAAAGAAGUUUUGGGUCCGGAAGGAUGCAAUUUAUUCAUCUACCACUUACCGCAAGAAUUUGGUGACACUGAACUGAUGCAAAUGUUUAUGCCCUUCGGACAUGUGAUAAGCGCUAAAGUCUUCAUUGAUCGAGCAACCAAUCAGAGUAAAUGCUUCGGUUUCGUCUCCUACGACAACACCGCCUCAGCAAUGGCAGCAAUUCAAGCAAUGAAUGGCUUCCAAAUUGGCAUGAAACGACUCAAAGUCCAAUUGAAACGUCCUAGAGAUAAACCGUACUGAGCAAAAAUGAUAGUUCAAAAAAAUAAAAAAUGCCAAAUCUUAAAAGGAGUCUGUGUUGUCAAGUC
Loa loa (African eye worm) is the source of this 1914-nucleotide messenger RNA. RefSeq names its product HrETR-1 protein. The transcript has 10 exons. Gene Ontology annotation, molecular function: mRNA binding. Gene Ontology annotation, cellular component: cytoplasm; nucleus; ribonucleoprotein complex. NCBI's taxonomy places the organism in Eukaryota, Metazoa, Nematoda, Chromadorea, Rhabditida, Onchocercidae. Bases 326 to 1849 code for a protein of 507 amino acids. The record is from RefSeq and is a predicted model, not a curated record. Gene Ontology annotation, biological process: mRNA splice site recognition; regulation of alternative mRNA splicing, via spliceosome.